Molecule: messenger RNA, 975 nt
Organism: Pestalotiopsis fici W106-1
Lineage: Eukaryota; Fungi; Ascomycota; Sordariomycetes; Amphisphaeriales; Sporocadaceae
Exons: 4
Coding region: 1-975 (324 amino acids)
Source: RefSeq, a predicted model, not a curated record
AUGCCACAGCGAACCAAAGUUGCUAUCGUGGGCGCCUCGGGCGACACGGGUUCAUCAGUGGUCCAGGGGCUCUUGAGCCAACCCGAUCAAUUUGAUCUGGUCGCAUUUGCCCGAGUAGAGAGUCUCGAAAAGGAUGAAUACGCCAGACUUCGAGAACGCGGGGCGUCAGUCCUACCUAUUGAUCUCAAGGGCCCCAUCACGGCUGUUGUGGAGCUUCUCAAGGACUUUGAUGUUGUUAUUUCGUGCAUGACGCUCCUCUCGUACGAAGACGAGAGAAAUCUUAUUCUGGCGGCCAGCAUCGCCAAAGUUGGCCGGUAUGUGCCCAGUUUCUUUGGGCCGUGCUGCCCCCCGCGAGGCGUCAUGGGCGCCAGGGAGAAGAAAGAGGACUUGCUUGAUUUGAUCAAACUCCAUUAUCUUCCGUACACCAUCAUCGAUGUAGGCUGGUGGUACCAGCUAUCCUUGCCCGAGUUACCUUCAGGCCGACUCACAGUUCAGGCAGAGAUCUCCAACACCGAGAUUAUCGGUGACGGGAAUACUUCCAUGGCGCUCAUUGAUAACCGAGACAUUGGCAAGUUUGUGGCUCGCAUCAUUGUGGAUCCCCGUACAAAGAACAAGCAUGUCUUCUGCUACGGCGAAGUCAUGUGCCAAAAUGAGAUCUUUGAUAUCCUUGAAAACCUCAGCGGGGAACGCAUUUCUAGACACCAAUUGCCGGCAGAGACUCUCACAAAGCAGAUCGGGGAGGCACUAGCCGAAUUAGCCAAAAACCCUACUGAUCCACAAAACAUGCUGGUAGUUGGAAUGGGACAAUAUCGGCAGCUUUUGGGAGUCAGGGGAGACAACACGCCCCAAAAGGCUCGGUACUUGAACUAUUUGGACGGAAAAGAGAUGUAUCCCGACGUUCGCAUCACGCCUUUGAAGGAGUACAUUGAGGACGCUCUGGCUGGUAAAGCCACUGUGCCGCGUAGCCGGAGGUAG